Molecule: messenger RNA, 1188 nt
Organism: Chenopodium quinoa (quinoa)
Lineage: Eukaryota; Viridiplantae; Streptophyta; Magnoliopsida; Caryophyllales; Amaranthaceae
Product: peptidyl-tRNA hydrolase, mitochondrial
Exons: 8
Coding region: 276-983 (235 amino acids)
Molecular function (GO): peptidyl-tRNA hydrolase activity
Source: RefSeq, a predicted model, not a curated record
GAAUAAAAAACCGUUGAUAUUAUGCAGAUCUGACGGUUGAAGUAAUGUCCGUGGCAUUAAUCUUCAUCCUAUGUUCUCAUUUUUCUCACCUUCAAGCUUUUCACUGGACUGCUGCACCUCUCUUCUCCCACACAACCCACUCCACAAUUGAAACUUACUGAAGCGCCUUUUGAGCUUUCUCUCCUCCAGUGAAACAGCUCCGAGCCCUCAAGGUGCAGUAGGAUUCAAAAGCAGUACAUUGGGUGUCAUCCGUGGUGGUCGAGGAAGGCUGGCUGAUGUUGAGGUGGUUGAGCAGAGAAAACAGUGCUGUUGGACGGAGUUUGAGUACAUGUGUUAACCCUCCAUUGCCAUGGCUUUUCGUGGGAUUAGGCAAUCCUGGUGAUAAAUUCAAAGGCACUCGUCAUAAUGUUGGCUUCGAAAUGAUUGAUGCACUUGCUGAUUCUCUUGGCAUUUCACUCAAUAAUGUCCAUUGUAAAGCUUUAUUUGCCCAAGGGUUCAUUGCCAAUGUCCCAAUUUUCCUAGCAAAACCUCAGACUUACAUGAACUUAUGUGGCGAAUCUACAGGUCCACUAGCAGCAUAUUACAAGCUACCUCUAAAUCGAGUGAUGGUGUUCCAUGAUGACAAGGAGUUGCCAUGUGGCGUACUUCGGCUUCAACACAAUGGUGGUCAUAGCAGUCACAAUGGGCUGAAGAGUGUAAUUAAUCAUUUUAGAGGGAACAGAGACUUUGCUCGCCUUAGAAUUGGAAUUGGGAGGCCUCCUGGACAAAUGGACCCCAAAGCGUUUUUGCUCCAAAAGUUCAAUUCAUUGGCAAGAGAACGGAUUGAUGCUGCUCUGAAAGAGGGAGUUGAUGUACUGAAGCUGAUGCCAUCAGAGGGCUUUAUGGAAUGUGCAAGGUGGUUCAACAGUGAACAAAAGUACAAGCAUAUAAGGCCACAUACCACAUUUAAGUUAGAAAGCAUGGACAAUCAUCUGGCUCCUUAAUUUGGUAUUUCCAGUGAGCACAUGACAACCAAAGCAGCAAGUUUAAGCUCUGUUAUCAAGUAGCAGCUUUCUUUUAUAUCGCUGUAAUUAGAUAUUGCUCCUUGCUCAUGUUGUAUAAAGUAUAGACCUUGUGAUUAUUAGCAGGACUCAACAAUAGUUGAUUGGCUCUAAUUAUUAUCUUAAUAGAAUUGAUUGUUGACGAGAA